UUCUUUUGUACUCUGUGGUGCUUUAGUGUGCUUUUGUGGCGACGCUGAGGUUGAAAAGUAGCGUAGCUUUGCAUUGAUACUUAUUAGAAAUUGAUCCCCGUUCUGCCUUUGUUCGGUUCAAUCAUUGAUCAGCGUGGCAGCAGCACAGCCUCCGCCAGCCACACCGAUCUGGGAUCAGCACCGCGGACAGCACUGAUAUUUACACGCUUUUUCGCUGUUUUGUUUUUUUAAAACCUUUACCCUGCCGUGCUGACAUGCACGGAAACUUUUAAUGCGCCGUCGAGUGGGUAACUUUUCACGCAGCUUCGUGUUUUAUGCGUUGCGUUGCUGACUUUUGCUUCGAAACCACCUCCAUUUGAGCACAAAUAUUGUCAUAUAUUUGCAGUAUGCAUGUUGACAAGUGGAAAGUUUACGGCGUAGGUGUUUGCGUUCAACGGAAGCCGGACGGACAUACCGGUAGUCGUCACUGAUGAUCAACAAAACAAACAUUAAUUGUUGUGUAAAUGUCAUCUUUUUGACGCUUCCGGUGGACUGGCAACUGCUGUGGGGAAUGUGGCAGUUUCCAAGCUUGUCCUGGGAGACAUCCUGACACCCGAGUUACAGAUGGGAGGCAUUGGACCGAGGAAGCCGGUGUCACAGCGUAGAUUGGAAUUCACAGCUGGGAUGGAACAUCAAACAAAUUUGCAAUCUUACAUAUGCUUUUUACUGUUUGUUCACCCAGCUGUUUCCUUGUUUUGUCCCCCUUGUCCUGUCAUGGAAACCUGGCUGGGGUUGGCUCCUAAUAAUCUGUUAUUUGUCCCAUGUGACUCCACAGUUUGUUAGACUGGAUAUGAAGUAUUAUCCAUGCUGCAGUCUCAUUGUGCUUGCUGACUCAGAACAGCUCCGUAUUUUGGAUCUUAAUGUUUGUGCUUGUUCUGUUGAUUAUGAAGCAACACUAUCAAAGUAGAGCACAGGACGUACUCCACUACAGUAUAAAUGGCGAUGGCAGAAUUAUUCCCAGUCAGUUAAGUGUCCUUUGAUUCCUUUGCAAGUUUAAUCUGCAGAAAUCAAUAAGAGGAUACGUGUUGGGCGUGGGAGUCAACAACGACCCUGUUUGAUGGGUAAAGGGACAACCAAAUGGAUGAUGUGGGGGAGCAUUCAUCUUUCUUUAGGCAAAUUGGGCUGCUAGGUCUCGACUAAUUGAUUGAUCGUGCGACUUGCUGAUACAAUCAAAGGCUGGCCUGAUUUAUGGCGAUAAAUCGAUUGAUUGAUGCGGUUUGCUGCUGCGGGGUAGGUGGGUGAUGUUUGCGAGAGGCGGGGGGAGGACACCUCCUAGUCAGUCAUCCAUCUUGCUGCAGUCAGCUUUGUUGGUUUAGUGUAGUAUUAAGAAAUGCCUGCAUGUCCCCGCUGACAUUUCCAAUGAGCCGCCUGGCUAUGACCCGCUCCAGAUUAACCUCCACUUGUUCUCAUAAGGACUGCUGAUAUUAAAAGAUGGGGAACAGCAGCAGUUGGGGAUGCAAAGAUGAAGUGUGACGUUCUGGUUCACGGUUUGCAUAGAUCAUUAGGGAAAAGCACAAAAAUCAAUUGCACAUUCCAGAGUGAAUCAAAACAAAUAUCUUGAGCAGCGUAAUGCGAUGCUGCUUGUUGACUCUUCCAAGAUUACAUUUAGCCGAGUGUUUAAAUGCUGAUUUACAGUAAGACGGAGUCCAGUCCCUCCACCCGCCUGCCUGUUCAGAAUAUGAAAUUAAAGUUGAACACUGAAUCUCCAGAAGGGGGAGGAGGUUUGUGGACGCGUGGGCAGUGUAGCAUCAAAUAGAUUUUGUUUCCUCUCGUGUAAACGCCUAAUGUGCGCCGAGUGCCCUGACACAGAUGAAUGUAAGGAAUUUGCUGUAAAGACUUAACGGCCCUUUUGAGAGACAAGGCUAUGAACCGGUAGUGUGGAACGUGCAUCAGCUACCGCACCCACUUCACCAGCAUGCAACACACCCUGUACAUUGGGGAACUUAUUGUUUCUUGCGUCAGAAAAGGUGACAAUCAUUUCACAAACCUAUACCGCACUGUGUACAAUGUUAUGACGAAAAAGCAUUUUGCGCUUGUAUGCUUUAUACAGUUCACAUGGAUGUUCUUACCUUUUACAGUGAUGACGUUGAAGUAGUGCCUGUACUACCAUGCUGAAAACACUUUUAACUCCACAGACCGCUCUGGCUCGCCAUUGUUGCAUCAAGUUCUCUUGUGUGGCUUAGAGAUGUGAUGUUCGCGAACGAGUCGAGUCAUUUGAAUGGCUCUCUUAAGUGAACGAUGAGAAAUGAUUCCCAGUUGCAUAUAAGAAUGGCUUGUUCUUACUGUAUAUGUUAUGUAGUGGAACCUCUGUUUUUGUAUUUUGAGUUUUUUGUCUGAUCGAAUUAAUGACUAAUUAUUUUUCCCACAGGAAAUAAUGUAAAUACAAUUGAUCCGUUCCAGACACCCGAAAGUAUUAACAAAAAAUACAUUUUAUUGAGAAUAAUUAUAGUUUUACACACAAAAAACAAAGCGAAAUACCGCAAUUUCCUGACUAUUAGCCGCUACUGUUUUCAAACAACGAUGCGGCUAACUUAUGGCUAAAAGAACUACCAUGAUUCUUAGAGUGCUAAAAACGGAAGGUAGUGCAUUUCCGCAAUAGAAGCUGAUACCACAUGUUUUGAAGUCUGAUGCAGGGAUCACGUUUUGAUCUGACAAAUCUUAAGUAAGUUUGAUGAAGUGUAAAAUUACUUUAGCUUCUGCUUGGACUGCAGCAGCUGUUGAACCCUGAUGGGAGUGUGAUGCAAUCACAAAGUAUAUGAGGGAGGAUUGUAGGUUCAUAGUGCGCUUUUCUUGUUCAGUUCUUAAUGAUAUUCUUAAUAAUAAAGCUCAUAAGAAUUUGAUUUAAGAGCUGAUAUCUAGCAAAUUCCAUGGUUUUCUUGAUAACCAAAAUCACUUCCGUUCUUACAUGAAUAGCUAUAGCAUUAUACUGCCAAAAAAAUGAACUCUUAUGAGCUAUUUUUGUUGUCAUUGUUAUAUUUGUCCAAACAAAUGUACCUUUAGUUUUAUCAGGCAUUAAAAUGAAUCAGAAACUGAAGAAACAAGGAUGGCCUAAUCCUUCUUUCCAUAACUGUAAAAUUCAAUUCUGAAUCCCCGAUGUCACUUCCUGUCCACACGUCCGGAACAAAUUUACUGCAACACACACAAGCACAAGUCUUACUUAUGUCUGAUUAUAUAUACUAUAUUGAGUAAUGGGAGUUUAAAGUUGAUUACAGAGGUGUUAUUUCAUGUCUAGAGGGCUCAAAUAAUGUUAAAAACCGUAUUUAGAAGAUCAUAAACAGUUGGGUUUUUUUUAAUGCUCUAUCUACAAAAAUAUUCUAUUUAUGAAUAAGGAAUCCUAGUUCGGGGAAAUUCACUUAUCACGAUCUUGUCUGGAACCAAUUAACCGCAGUAAACGAGGAUUACUGUAUCUGUGAAUCAGUUCUCAUCGUUCAUUUAAAAGAGCUGUUCAAAGCACUUGAGUCCUUCGCAAACGUCACACUUCUGAGCGACCCGGUAGAUAUCAUUGCACCACGCACCACAUUUCACCCCUGUAAUUCAUGGCAUUGUAACGUUUCAAACAGUAAUUAAUUACUGGAAAACGGUUACUGCUGUUACUCUCAGCACUGGUUAUGACUGGGGAUGUGUACCGAUAUUAUACUGGCAUAAAAAUGAAAUAUUGGUUCUUGUAAUUUUUUUCAGCUGGUGAUGAUAUCGGCGAGGAAGUGAUGACGUGCUCAACACACGGCAACAAGCUUGCUAGCUCACUAUGUCCGCGGUCUGGAAUUAUUUACAUGUUUGGCCUUUGGAUUGUAAAUAUGUGUAACUGACCGUCUUAAUAAGAUGUCAGCUGAUGUGCAAGCUCAGCAUGACAAAAGAACGGCGUCACAUCAUAUAGCCGUCAAGAGUCCAUAGACGGAACAAUACAUUUAAGGCCUUCACACAGAAAAUACCGCAAUGAAAGCGCUGGUUAUGCGAUGGGGAAGUAAAACAUCUUCCUUUAAUUGAUCAUGAUGUUUUCCUGACUUAUGUUGAGAAAAUUUUUCUUACAUUUACAGUAUUUGUCAUAUUUUGCACAAGCAGUGUUUAUUUGUGACAUUACAGUAAAAUAACCAUAAUGUGUUCAUUAAUUACACCAGAUGUAAUCGAUAUCUAUCAAUUGUUAUCAACAUUGGUAAUGAAGUGCUGGACAAUAUAAUAUUAUAAUAUUGGUAUAUUGGAUCUCUGUAAAUAAUUGAGCAUUUGUAGUUGACACAUUCACUUGACCAAGGCUCACAUUCGCUUAUCUUAGUAUGCAAGAGCUACUGUGCUGCAUAACGGGGCGGUUUCUAAAACAAUUCAUGUAUAAACUGCCCUUUUAAGUGUCUGCUCCCAUUCUGCUGCACUGGUACAGAUCUUGGAGCCUUUGUGACAGCACUCAAAGCGCCAAGCUUCUUGUUGUCAGCACUAGUUUUAUUCCCACUCUCACCGCUCUAUUUAGAUUCCUUUUAUUUUUGGUUCAAAUGCCGUAAAAUGAAAGCACCAUAGAGAGAAGAGGAGGGUAAAGUAGCGUUCCCUCCGUCUCAGACAGGUGGCCUCGGUUUCAUGUCGCCGGGCCCAAGGGACACUAUAACUGAGCGAGAGGAGGGACCACUCUGAGCGCUACGCAGGUGGUGCGAAAUGUGCCCCCCCUCACCCUCCACACCUGAAAUAUUCAGAUUCUUCCAGCAGCGGAGCUUUGAUCUCGCUGCAAUCGACAGGGGAAAAUGGAGAGCGUACGGGGGAGAAAACAACAAAAACAAGAGGAAGAGCAGCACACCUGAGAGCGAACAGAUUGACAUUUCUUAAGAGAGAAUAAACAAUGGCAGGUUCGCCGUGUUGCAUUACUCCUUUACUCUAGCUCACCGGCUCAGAUAAAAGUGGGCCAUUGCGGUGAUUGCUGUUUCUUGAGAGCCUUCCUCCUCUCUUACCAACUGACCUGAAUGUUGGAGCUUCAGAGACAAAACAUCCCCUCUUCACUGUUACCUUUACUUUGAAAGGAAACAGGAAAACAAACCUUGUCCUUUUUAUUUAAUAGUUCAAAACGGACACGGUCUUGUAUUUUCUGCUGCGUCCCCUCAAGCUACCAGUUCUGUUGGAUCUCCUUCAGUUUGUACCGUUCCUCUGCAACUGAGGUUAUUGUGUCUUUUCUCAGGCGUCACCCCAGCAGUCAGCUAAUGAAUCAUAAGACUGUGUAAUUAGUCAUUGAAUGUACCACACCUUGACAAUAGCCACCCUGAUUGUAACCAUGCGGUUUGAAAGAAACAGAACAAUGGAUGGCCCUAAUGAUGAUAAAUAAGGUGUUUUAAUUGGCCUUCAUGUAACAUAUUCACCUUUUAGAAAUUGUGUUGAGAAGACAUUGUUUACAGCUAGAGGGCAUAUACAUAUAUAGUAGAUCUACGCUUUUUGCAGGGGUUCCGUUGCGGACCACAUAGCGAAUAUCUGCAAGUUCGACACCCCACUCCAAACUCUCCUGCCAUGUUCACUCGCAACACAAUCCAUACACACUUAGUAUAAAAUGUAUGUAGGUAAGGAGGGAGGUGCUCACCACUGAUGAAUGAUAAUGUAAGACGAUAAUUUCCAACGUUUUUUCUUGUGAGCUACUUUUUCAAAAUGAAAAUGGCCGAGAGCUACUCAUUUUUGUGACAUUUAUCUUCAUAUCUUAUUUUAACCAAAACAAACUCAAUAUGCAUGUUUUACCAGAACACUAACAAAAUGUUGGGAUUCAAAAACAUCAAAAACACUUCAAAAACAUGGUGUAGCCCUUAGCCCUUAGUGCUGAUGGAUAGACGGCCAGAGAAGGCGUUUUUCCAUGUUACGUCUACAUAAUUAACACUGUUUGCGUGUUGUAAUUCAAGUAUAUUCACUCCUGAUCAAAAUUUUAAGACCAGUUGAAAAAUUGCAAGAAUUAUCUUUUUGCACUUGUUGGAUCUUGAGGUUCUAAGUAGAGCUUCAAAAUGCUGCUGCAAACAAGCAUUAAAGUGAAACAGGCUGUUCAUCAGCUGAGCAAAAGUUUUAAGACGCAGCGCAGCAGACGCAGCAGACGCAGCCUCACUGUGUUUAGUACCGACUCUCGGCAGGAGACCAUUCCCUGAGGUUCCGAGAUGGCUCAUGCGGCUCUUGCAUGUCAGAGAUGUUCUUUUCCUGCUUCGGGACUCGAGCAGCAGCUUUCUGGUUAUACUGCAGCUGUUUUACGUCGUGUUUAGCAAGCCCAGUGAGAAGGCAGUUUUUGCCUCAUAUUGAUAUUAUUUUGAAUAUGGGGGGAUUAGACCCUUCAUAAUGAUCCAAUGAUGUGUUUACUUAUACCAUAUUAGUGCAUUUUCAGCAAGGAUCUUGUGCAUGUGAAUCAAAGCAGGUGUUUUUUGGAAUUAAAAAGACGUGUUGACAAGUAGGCUGUCCUCUGCCGCAUCAAGUGCCAAAAAUCUUCAAAAUGAAGCGCACUAUGACGAAUAAUGGCUGACAACACUGGUCACACCUUUUGCUAAUGAUCAUAACGCUCAUUCACAUUCCUUCCUUUUGUAAGAUUUAGCAUGCUGUUUGAAGACAACUUGACAUGCUGGGGAUUAAUUAUUUGGGAAGAUUUAUCAGGCAUACCAUUCCUGAGUUUAGAGAGCUGUCAGAAUGAAAUGUAGUUUUACGUUAGGUAAGUCCCAACCAUCUGCGUAUUUCCGCAUCGGUGAGUCAGUUUUGCCACACAGUGGACAUUUGCAGAGAGGGUGUGGGUGAUACAGUCAGUAGUCUAUACAGGACGCUUUUCCCGUCAGGGGUCACCACAGCAAUUGCGUUAUUAGUGCGGAUGUUCCGAUCAUGGUUUUAUGCUGCUGAUUCCGAUGCCGAUCAUCCAUGAGUGAAAUCGGCUGAUACCGAUCACAUUGAUUAAGCGUCAAUUUUUAAAAUGUACUUUUUCAAGAGAACAUACUGUAUAUCACUGGUGAAGCGAACCGACGAUCAGACGCCUUCUUUAGUCUUAUGAAUUCAAAUAUUUUUUUGGUUAUUUGCUAUACACUUCUGACUGUCACGCACAUAUGGGCAAGUGUCCUGAGAUUUGGCUCCAUUAGCUGCCGUUUGACUGAAGAUCACAUCGUGAGCCUCAAACUCACCAUGCUCCGUCAAGUGUUUGUUCUUCAAAUGUUAUAUUCAAUUAAAGCUUUUUAAUGUGCUAAUCCGGCGAGAUAUUUUUCGUGGCAUAUUUUGCAGGGUGCAAAAUUUAUAUCACACUCACAAACGACAGGUAAGGCCCACCGGGCAGACAUGAUUGUUUUGGUUUGGUACGGCUGCGCAGUGUGAAGGAAAGUGGGCGGGAGAGGUUGGCUACUGGCUGCUUGCCGCAACAGUACGAGCCAGAGUUGAUCGGCGUUGAAAGGCAUUUAUCGGCUUAUGACGAUCACAUGGAAAUCGUCCGUUUUUGAUUGCUGGCCGAUUGAUCGGCGCAUCCCUAGUGAUUUGUUUGUUUUUUAUGCCGGAUGCCCUUCCUGAUGCAACCCUGUCAUUUACGCCUAUUGUUCUGCAGACAGACAAAAAUCAUCGUGAAUCAUAUGUCCAUGAGCACUCUUAAAUAACCUGAAUCUUUGGCUCGUCUUAUUUUUUAGACACAAAAUACUUUCAUGUGGAUAGUCUGUAGACGUACUGUAGAUUGAUUAACCUUCCAUCAUAAAUAAAUGGAACCCGUUUAAGUCAACACUCCAUGGACUGGCUGACCUAUGUCGACAUAACCCAAUGACAAUGAAUUAGUGACAGUUUUAACUCGACCGACCGCUUGGGAUCGAGUUCUCUUGUGUGGCUUAGGGAUGUGAGGUUCGCCAACGAGUUGAUUCUUUUGAACAGCUCUUUUAAGUGAAAGAUAACUGAUUUCCGGGUUGCUUACAAGAACGGCUCAUUCUUAUAUCUUAUGUUUUUAUAUUUGCGAAUUGGUUCGCAUCGUUCACUUAAAAACGCUGUUGAAAGAUUCGACCAGGUUGCGAACAUUUGUAAAGCACAAAGCUAAAAAUAAUUUAUUAUUAUUACAAAACCAUGUAGCACAAGCAAUUGUGCCUAUUUUUGUUUCAUUUGGAGAAAAUUGGGGGUUGAGUGAACUUUUGAUUGACCGAUAAAAUAAUAUGUAAUAACUCAAAUGAAAAGUAACCAUUUUAAUUGCACGAGUUUGUUUUUUAUGACAUUUUUGCAGAGCUGCUGGAAAUGUGAAUUUCUUUUGGAGAUGAAUAAAGUAUCUAUUGAUCUACAAAACAGCACAAACGCAUCACAAAUGAUUGGGGCUAUUUGAGCAGAGUUUCUUCGUGACGCAGGUACUACCUCGACAUCAUUGGGUUAUGUCAACAACUGCUUAUGUCGACAUGAGUCAGCUAGUCCAAGGGGCGUCAACUGAGAUGGGUUCCAUUGUGCUAUGUUAUUUUAUAUACGGUGAAAGGAUAGUCAAUCUAUAUCUACUGUACAUACAGUGUAUUUACAUUAAGCGUUACCAAGGCCUACCAAGAAGACAUGAGCCAGAGUUUCACGGUACAUCUCUAUGAGCAAGCCUUAGAGCGGAUAAAAUUUAGAUAUUAGUGCAUAAUAACGCACCACAUUUUGUGGCAGUAACGGCAUUGGAACAUUUGAAAUAGUCAUUAAAUAGAUUACCCGUUACUGGAAAACAGUCUAUGUGUUAGUAACACUGUUAUUUUUAAUGCUGUUACUCCCAACACAAACCAAAACCGAAACUAGCCAUUGCUUGCACAUUUACUUUGGCAAGAGAUCUGAGGAGAAUGGAUGAUAAUAAAGGAUUUUUGAACCAACUGCAGUUUGUUGUCCUCCACUUGUGGAUAUCUGUGUUUUGAUUAGGCCUGUCACAGUAACAAACUUUGCUGGACGAUAAUUGUCCUACAAAUUAUUGUUGAUCAUCGAUAUUAUUGACAACAUUUUGAGAACAUUUUUUCAUGAAUUAUAUGGCAAAGUAAUGAUAGUACAUCGUAUCAAAAGCAAUAAACUUUAAUUUCUCAAGGGUAUUUAAAAUUGUAAUUGGGAUGUUAAGAGCUUUUAAAACAAAAAAAGACAAAAAAAACUCAAUGAAAAUAAAAUGGACUCUGUCUUUGUUAAGGAAAAAAAACACUCCAAUAAAAACCACACACACACACGCAGUUAUGUAGUGUAUUGAAGGGGGCUGGACCACAUGUGUUUCUGAUGUCCUUCAACAUGUUUUCUUUCACUCAGUUAUACAAGUCAGGAAUUGCUGUUUGUGACAUGUACAUGUAUGUUCUCCCAGGCAUUCCGUACUGUCUGUCAAACAUUUCUAACAUUUCCCGAAAUGUUGCAUUUCUUUUGCAAUGUAGCAAUCGACACUGACUGACUCUCGGGACGAAGGCUCCUUUCCACCUGCGUUUGAGAGGGAGCUCAACUCUGUAGCAUCUGAGCUGGCGGGUCGACAAGAGGAGAGUGAAGACUCCCAUCGGCAUCUGGUAGAACUGAGUAGGGAGUUCAGGAGAAAUGUACCGGAGGAGGUCCGGGAGAUGGUGGCACCAGUUCUCAAGAGUUUCCAAGCCCAGGUGGUCGCUCUGAACAAGCGGAGUAAGGAGGCUGAGUCUGCAUUCCUAGGUAUCUACAAACAGCUUAUUGAAGCCCCAGAUCCGGCUCCUGUACUGGAGGCCUCACACACCCUGGGGGAAAGGCUGCAGCAGCUUCAGAGUUCAGCCCCGGACAGUGAGGCCCUGGUACGAGAGAUCAGUGUUCACUGGAAGAAACACCUGGAGUGCCUUGAAAAGACAGAGCCCACUAACAACGGUGCUGCACACCCAGCGGAGACGGGGGACCCGUUAGGGUCUACCCCACCUCCAGCUUCCCACAUGACCCCCAACAGCACGCCAGCUCCAGGAGCCCCAGGCUCUCCACAGGAGAUCUACCAGGACCAAACUGAAGGACAAGGGGAGGAGGAGAAUGCUGGUGUUAGUUUGGCUGACAGACUGUCAGAGGCAGAGGAGAAAAUCAAGGUUCUGCAUUCGUCUUUGGACACUGCACAGACAGAGCUACUUGACCUGCGUUGUAAAUAUAGCCAAGAGAUGACAAACAAGGCGGACGAAAUGAGCACCAUCAUGGCCAAACUUGAAAAGGCAAACCAGCGAGCAGAAAUGGCUCAGCAGGAGGUGGAGAGGCUAAAGGAGCAGUUAGCCAGUGGCCCUCACCCAGCUGAGGGCACAAGCAAGGAAACCAGUGAGAGGGGCGAAGUGUUGCCCUCCGAAAUGGAGGCCACUCUUCUUGCGAAAGAUCGUGAAAUCAUUCGUCUUCUUGAAAAUAUUCAGCGGCUGCAGUUCACCCUCCAUGAGGUUCAAGAGACCUCGGCCAAUCAGAUCAUAGAGCUGGAGCGACAGCUGGCCUUCAAGACAGAAGCGAUCGAGAGAUUAGAAGCUAAAUUGAGAUCCCAAAUGGAUUAUGAAGAGAUUAAAACUGAACUCAGUAUCCUAAAAGUCAUGAAACUGGCCUCUGCAAAUGGCAGCUCAUCCCAGGACUCUGCUAAGGCCACAGAAGCGCUUUUACUGGAUAAAGAGGAAUUUCUUCCAUCUCACAAAUACCUGAUGGAGAAGGCCCGCAUUUUGCACAGCACCGAUGAUGACCACUCUGAGGAUGGAGGCAGAGAGACAGGCAGGCCACCUGGAUCCAACUCAUCGUCAUCUCAGGUGGAUGGCCGAGCCUCGCCCAGUCCUGGUCCUCCAGUGCUGGAUGGCUUCUCCUCCAGCCACGAUCUCCCCCGUCCCUUCUCUGUGUCGCCGUGCUCUGGGGACCACCUACUCCACAAGCAUCUUCUCUCCCCACAUUUUAAAAAGGAGAGCCAUAUGGCUUUUCCCACUGCACUAUACGCAGCCAAGGUUGCCCUAAUGUCAUCCACUCAAGGGUCAGGGAGUAGCGACACAGGCUUGCCCAGCGACCAGUCGGAAAGUGGCGGCUCAACUGCAGGGGAUGAUGACCAGAUAGACACUGCAGAGAUUGCUUUCCAGGUGAAGGAGCAGCUACUGAAGCAUAAUAUUGGCCAGCGUGUGUUUGGCCACUAUGUGCUUGGCCUCUCCCAAGGCUCAGUCAGUGAAAUCCUGGCCAGGCCCAAACCCUGGAGGAAGCUGACUGUCAAAGGCAAGGAACCCUUCAUUAAGAUGAAGCAGUUCCUUUCCGAUGAGCAGAACAUCCUGGCACUUAGGACCAUCCAGGUCCGACAACGAGGGAGCAUCACUCCACGCAUCCGAACUCCAGAAACUGGGUCAGACGAUGCCAUCAGGAAUAUCCUGGAGCAGGCCAAGAAGGAGAUCCAGUCCCAGAGGGGAGGGGAUUCCAGGACAUCGGUGAACACCACCUUGAGCAGAAGCAGUAACGGAACAAGCAACAGCUCUGAUGAAACCAUUAAAAACAUCCUAGAACAGGCCAGGAGGGAGAUGGAGUCCCAGCAGCAGACCCUGGUGGAGAUGGAUGGCUGUGGAAGAGCCUCAACAGUUGGCACAGUAGCCCAAGUGGAACGUUUGGGCCCGCCUGAGCGCUCCAGAGGCCUGUCUUUGCCCAUCUCCAUCAAACAAGAAGAGGGGGGCUGCGUUACUGUUUGCAUGGCCAAUUCCAUCAGCAGUCCCCAGACACCCCUCAGCGUUCUCUCUCCAGCCGCCUUCGUUCAGAACAUCAUCCGCAAAGUCAAGUCAGAGAUCGGAGAGGUCGGCACCUACUUCGACCAGCACUGGGCUCAGGAGCGGGGGUCGAUGGGGCUCUCCGGUGUGGGUAGCUCUCGACCUUUUAAUUCCAUCUCUCCCUCUGUGUCUUCUUCGUCCUCUGGUCCCUCUGUGCUGGCUCGACCCUGGCCCCGCCUGGAGAACGGUGAGUGUCUUAGCGAGGAGGCCUCUGCCCCUGAGGAGGAGCUGGGGCUGGGUCGGCCCAUGGAGGUGAAGGUGGAGUCAGACACAUCAGUCAGUGGCGAGUCCCCAGGCCCGAGUCCCGGGCGGCUUUCUUACUACCCAGCAUAUGUUCCCCGAGCUCUGAAGCCCACCGUCCCACCGCUGACUCCAGAGCAGUACGAGUUGUACAUGUACCGAGAGGUUGACACCAUUGAUCUAACCAGGCAAGUGAAGGAGAAGCUGGCUAAGAACGGAAUCUGCCAGAGGAUCUUUGGUGAAAAGGUGCUUGGGCUUUCUCAGGGGAGUGUGAGCGACAUGCUGUCACGGCCCAAACCCUGGAGCAAGCUGACCCAAAAAGGCAGGGAACCUUUCAUUCGCAUGCAGCUCUGGUUACUUGAUCAGCUCGGACAGACCCUCAACCAGACGCCCAACCAGGGCCACGCUCAUGAUAAAAGUCCAGUGAUGAGCCAGUCUUUGCCCUCCCCAUCCGUGAGCCCAGCAGAGGGUCAUCCCAGUCCGCUGGUGGAGCCGGUCAGCCUCUCCCUGGAAAGCAGCAAGGAGAACCAGCAGCCUGAGAGCCUGGUUCUGGGGCUCCCUUCCCAAACGGAGGGAGGGAAGUCCACCCCCAGCCUCAUGGGCCAGCAUCACCCCAGUCACCCACUUGGCAUCCAGGAGCUGGUGGCCAUGUCUUCUGAGCUGGACACCUAUGCAAUCACAAAGAAAGUCAAAGAGGUUUUAACGGACAACAACCUAGGCCAACGUCUUUUUGGGGAGACCAUUCUGGGUCUGACUCAAGGAUCUGUGUCUGACCUGCUGUCCCGGCCCAAACCUUGGCACAAACUUAGCCUGAAAGGCAGGGAGCCAUUUGUCCGCAUGCAGUUGUGGCUCAACGAUCCUCACAAUGUAGACAAGCUGAGAGCAAUGAAGAAGAUGGAGAAGAAAGCUUACCUGAAAAGGCGUUAUGGGCUACUGAGCACGGGCUCAGACAGCGACUCGCCCAGUACUCGCUCUGAGUGCGUGAGCCCAGCCUUGUCCUCGCUAGACCUGUGCUCUUAUGGCCAGGUGAAGAAGCCCCGGGUGGUGCUGGGUGCGGUGGAGAAAGAAACCCUGAGGAAGGCCUACCUCCUGGAACCAUACCCCUCACAGAACACCAUUGAGAUGUUGGCUUCCCAGCUCCACCUCAAAACCAACACUGUUAUCAACUGGUUCCACAACUACAGGUCCAGGAUGAGGCGUGAGGUGCUAAUGGAGGGCCUGCCAGACAACGACACAGAUGCUGAGCACCACAGCUACUCUCCGUCAGCGACACGGAGUCCUCACUCUGACGGGGAGGAGAGGAGGCUGCAGCAGCCCUCAGGACACAACCACUCUAGCCUUCCUCCAUGCACCAACACCGCACCACAUCCUUUCGUUAAACAGGAGGCGGUAGACGGGGAGAACGAGGCGGAGGUGGGGGCAGAGGGAUCGGUGAGAUCUUCGAGAGCUCAGUGUUUUUCCACUGCGGUGGAAUUCCCACAGUUGAAAAGUGAGCACGAGGAGCCUGCCAUCAGCUGCUGUGAUACCCUCUUGGCUGGCCAGAGCAUGAAGAAGGAGGAGGAAAUGAGCAGUCAGGCUGCACUUUACGCUGGCGCCGCCUCCAUAGAGGCCCCCCAGAGAGCAUCCCAGUCCAGGCACGAGGGGGAAGACGCUGGAAAGUCUCCCGUUGACCCGGUCAGCUUCAAGGCCUCGUCAGAAGCCUGCCGCAGCAGCUUAGAGGUCUCCCUCAACUCCCCGUCUGCCGCGUCCUCACCCGGUCUCAUGAUGUCUGUCUCUCCCGUGCCCUCCUCUUCUGCGCCAAUAUCCCCCUCGCUGCCGAACCCGCCCUCCACGAGCACCAAUCACAGCCUGGACCCCAACCCGCCGCCUCCUUUCCAAAGCCCCAAGCUCAACAGAAGCAGCCAGAGACGCAAUGAGAAAAUGGCCAACCUCAAUAACAUCAUCCACAGGUUAGAGAGAGCAGCCAAUCGAGAAGAAACACUGGAAUGGGAGUUUUAAAUCUCUCAUUGGCGAGUAGCAAAUAAAACUUCUUGAAGACUUGGAAUGGAGCCUGGCUCCUGAAGGCCUGGAAAUGGGAACACAGAGCAAUCACGAUGCUGAAUUCCCCUCAAGAUCUUCAAGUUGGAGAUAGAAAGUUUCUAAGUGUGUUUGUUUCUUUUUUUGUAACUAUGUAUGACAGCACUAGCUGUCCUUUUACCUUUUGGACUGGACAUGGAGACUUCUAGCCUCGAGACUUGAGACUUGCAGCUACGGUGUCAUAAAGAUGCGCACUGAAAUCCUGUAGAUUGCCACUUGGUGAGAUUAAAAAAAACAAGACCCCUGUCUUAAAGCCAUGAAAAGCACUAUAACUAUUUGAAAAGAGACAUUGACCAAAUUUGCUACUUUUUGCAUAGCAAUUUUUCAGAUUUUGUCUUUAAAGAUGGGACUGAACAUGAAAUCAUUUUACCGACUGAGGGAUAGUCCUUUAAGACUCUAAAUAUUCCACAUCUCGUAUGUAAUUAGUUCCUUGAUGAUAUGUUUGAAGAUAUUUGUAACUCACACGUAUAAAAUGUGUUUGUACAUGUUGUAGAAUUGUCUGCAAUAGCCUUCUCUGAAACCCAUGUAGCAUGGUACUCACCUGACCCUCUUAUUCUCUGUAGUUAGUCACCUGUGCUUAUACUUGAGUGAAAACAAGAGGAACAAAAAAAGAUGAAAAAUAACAGAAAGGAGGAACUAUAACGAGGAGAGUACUUUUAAACAAUGUUGUAAUUCUACAAACGAUUGAUGAGCGUUACGGUUGAGGACCCACAUGCGUAGCAUAGCCAGUACCACACACAGUACACACAAGCACAGUUUACAUGAGUUUUUUUAGUCAGACUUACUGUACCUCUCGUGUCCCUCUAAGGCAGUGUUUCCCAAUCUUUAUUCGGCCAAGGCACAUAUUUGACAUUACCCCCAAACAAAAAUGCCACAAAAACUACAUAUACAGGUGACAGACUCGAGUCACUCACUGAAGCGAAGCGGGUACUUGAUUCACUCGGGUCGUCCGUUCCAGAGGGCGUGCACUGGAACUCGCACAUGCGCAACAAUUUGUGAAUCAGGUACUCGAGUCACCAGUCAAAGAGCGCAUCCGUAGAAACUUUCAUGCAUCAGAUAUACUCUGACCACUGGAGUCACGGAGUGCAUGUGCAGAAACUUGCACAUGCGCAACAAGUUGUGAAUCAGGUACAGGAUUCACCCGAGUCACCCGCCACUGCCUGCGAAGAAACUGGCAUAUGUUCCAUCCACUGUGCUCCCGACUGGUCCCAGAUUUAAUCACGCCCUGACACUUUACCCUUUUUCCUUUUUUAAUUGAGCAAGCGUUUACGCGUGUGAGUAAGUGAACAAGUUUGUGCAGACGAGUACCCGUGAGUCCCUAAUCAGGAGAAACAAAAAGUCUCAUUCAUCACAUCUCUAGUCCUCUUGCGUAAAUGAAAUGCUCUUAUCACUCGCAUAUGUUCCAUCACUCGGCAUGGCUCAGGUGGUAGAGUACCUGAAGGUUGCGGGUUCGAUCCUCCGUCCGCCCGUGAUCAUGUCGAAGUAACCUUGGGCAAGAUACUGAACCCCCGUUUGCUCCUGAUGCUGCGUCAUCAGUGUGUAAAUCUGCUAACAGUGUCAAAGCGCUUUGAGUGCUUCGGAUGUGGAAAAGCGCUAUACAAGUGAAGGAACCAUUUAAGUAUAGCAAUCAGUGAAUAUGUGAUCGUCUCACAGAGACGAGUGAGUCUCGAUUCAGGAAAAAACUUGUCUUUGGAAUGACUCAUUCAUGACUUGCAGAUCUCUAGUACUCUCUAGUCUACGUACAGGGGCAUUGCAAGGGAGGGAGACACAGGAAGUCUCAAUAAUGAGACCGCGAUGCUUGUUGUUCAUUUUGAAGGAGCAGACCCUUUCAUAUGUUCAAGGAAACCAUCUUUACCCUCGGUGAUGGUCACGGCAGUUGAACGGCGUAGUCCAAGCAUGCAAUAUUAACAAAAAAUACAUUUUAGAGAUCAUAAUUAUAGUUUCACAUGCAGAAAACAAUGCAAAAUGAAAAAAAAAUGAUGACUGAACUGGAAAAAUGACCAUUUAACAUCACUUGAACCUUUACUGAAGGCUUGUUGGUGACGCAGGAGAGCUUUUGGCACAAGUUCUUUCUUUUCAUGUUUUUUAUCAAAUUGCUGGCGCUCUCAAAUUUUAAGCCACAUUGCGGGUUAUUUAGUAGCCGCCUUCAAUAAAAAAUGACCGUGAGUCGGAAAAGCGUAGGGUGCUGUGUUUGGGCACUGUGUUCCUCGGAACGAUACGGUAUAGGCCAAACAUAUUCGUUCGUUAUGUGCGAUAUUGUACGAUAACCGACACGAUGUACAAAAAGUUUCAUGGAAAACCAAAUCAUACAAAAAUUGGGGCGUUUGAAAGCAAAGGGUUGACUGUUCUUUACUUGGAGUAAAUAAUUAAUACAUUGCGGACCGAUGAAGUGAAAUUGGAUCAUUUCCUCGCAGCACACCAAAUAAUCGAAUGUGCCGCAGCACAGUGGUUGGGAAUCACUGCUCUAAGGCAUCACACAUGGUUGACCUCAGAAUAUCUUAAGGCACAUCAUGCAUUGACCAUACGACUCGUGCUCGUUUGAAGAAAUAACGGGGAACCGUGUGCGCCACGUGCAUUUGGCAAACAAGCAUCAAGGUGCAAACUUUUGUUGUUUUAUUUCAAAAGAAGGGAGAUAACUCCCUUGUCGGUGAUCUUCCUCCAAGCUUACACCUGACUGAGUGCACUUUCUCCAAACGGAUCAUGUACUGUAGCUAGACUAAUAAUGUAUACUUGAUGAAACACCUCAACCUCUAACGCAUUGUGCAUGUUACCACCCAACACUGCAGAGAGCAUGAUCAUGACAGUAUGACCUCAUCCACAUGGGAACAUUCAGUUUGGAAGUUAAUUAUCCUCGCUUAUUAUCUUUGUGUUUUGUGUUGGUACCAGUUAUUUGUCAUGCUUGCAAAAUGUUCUUUUUUAUGUAUUUUGCUUCUAUUUUAUAUUCCGAACCACAGUUAGAUGUCCAUGACUACUUACAGCACUUAGAUAAUGAUGCGGACUCGAUGUCAAAUAUCAACAUAUUAGUGUCCAAGUCCUUUCAUUGACUGUAUCGUGGAAAUUGGUAGUAAACACUUGGAUUGUAUUACGUAGAGAUAUAUAUAGGGCACUGUUACACAAAAUAAUAUCUUCAAUUCUUGGAGCAAAAUGUGCUGACUAGAAUGAAAUGGUUAUAAUGGAUGGUCCGGUCGAGCUUGCCCACGGUUAAGAAGUUCUCUCAGGGUAGCCUUGCUUUCUACAGCUUUACUCACAACCGCCCUCCUCCUCUUUGGUGGAAAACAAGAAAACAAGAGAAUGACUCGGACACAAACUGACCAGUUUCAGGGGAGUCGUUGCAAGUUGAAUGAAGCGCCGCCAGUGUGUCAUAGGUUGAAUCUACAAGGGUGUGGGCAAUGGGUGCCACUUUUUGUUGAAGCAGAUGUGUUUCUUUCUGGAGUUCAUGCCGCCAUGUUUGUGCAUAAUACACUGUAUGGUUGGAGGUUUAUUUAUUUUGGAGCAGGGGUGCCCAAACCUUUUUCCAGCAAUACAUAAGAAUUGAAGGACACGGGGGGGGGGGGCACUUUGAUGCAUUUUGUGCGUUAAAGAUGCUAAAACGAAUCCAGUGUAGGCCAGGGUAUGCUACUCACAAAAAGUUAGGAAUAUUCAGCUCAGGAUCAACAUCUUGUUUGAAGCCUCGCAAUGACGAGGUGGGCCAACCCACCCAAUUGGUGCCAACUUUCUCAAAAAAAAUACACAUUUCUGCCUUUUUCAACUCUAAAUCUGAUAAUACAUGUGUUGAACUGCAUAAAAUGUCUAUUGGCCCAUCUCAGGCAACUUUAUUUCAUUUUUUUACAUGUCUCCUCAGCCAAAAUGACUCCUUUAAGUAACAGGACGCAAAAUAGCAGUAGUGAGUUUUUAGAAUAGAGUUAGCAAAUACAUGAAGUAUAACCGCACGGAAUUUAUGAUAAUAUGUUGACACGAAGCACAUUAGUGAUUCGAAAAAAAUUGUAAAAAUAAGUAACGUCCAAAAAUGAUGUAGGUAACAGGACUGUGCAGAGAUUUUAAGUCAUGGUUGAAAUAUCAUCGAAUAUACUCAAAAAUAAAUCAAGUGCUUUUGGCCUUCUGAAUGAGGAUCUGAAUAAUGAAACUUUUGGACUUGUGGAAUUUUCCAAAUGUUUCAGAGGAUGUAUAUAUAUAUACACUGCUGAUCAAAAUCUUAAGACCAGUUGAAAAAUUGCUAGAAUUUGCAUUUUGCACAUUUGGAUCUUAAUGAGGUUUUAAGUAGAGCUACAAUAUGCAAAAGCAAGAAAGGGGAGUGAGACAAAAAACAUUUGGAACUUGUAAUUUAAACACAAACAAAAAAACUGAAAUUGGUUGUUUAUCAGCUGAUCAAAAGUUUAAGACCACAGGCUAUAAAAGUGAAAUCUGCUCAAAAUUUUCAUUUUCUGUCAGGCAUUCACACUGUCAUGCCCUCCUGAUGGCUAAAGCUAAGAAGCUUUCUCUUUUUAAAUGUGGCUGGAUUGUCGAGCUGCAUAAGCAAGGCCUCUCACAGCGUGCCAUUGCUGCUGAGGUUGGGUGCAGUAAGACGGUCAUUCUAAGUUUUUUGAAAGAUCCUGAGCAUUAUGGAACAAAAAAGUCAAGUGGUAGACCCCAAAAAAAUCACACCUGUGCUGAGCCGGAGGAUCUGAUUGGCUGUCCAACUAGACACAUGGAGGUCUUCGACCCAAACUAAGACCCUUACUGGUACAGACUGCAGUGCAAUGACCAACCAUCAGAUGGCAUCUGUGGGAAAACGGUUUAAAAAACAAAAAACAAAUUCAAAGACCAACGCCACAAAACUGCCCGUUUAGACUUUACCAGGGGGCAUCAAACAUGGGACAUUGAAAGGUGGAAAAAGUUUUAUUCUCUGAUGAGAAAAAAUGUAACCUUGAUGGUCAAGAUGGCUUCCAACAUUACUGGCAUGACAAGGAGAUCCCACCUGAGAUGUUUUCUACCUGGCACAGUGGAGGGGGGUCCAUCAUGAUCUGGGGUGCUUUUUCAUUCAGUGGAACACUGGAGCUUCAGGUGGUGCAGGGUCAUCAAACGGCGGCUACUUGCAUGCAGAUGUUGCAGCGGGCAUCCUUCAUGACUGAGGGCCCACGUCUGUGUGGUAACAGCUGGGUUUUUCAACAGCACAACGCUGCAGUUCACAAUGCUCGCUUGACCAAGGACUUCUUCAGGGAGAAUAACAUCACUCUUUUGGACCAUCCUGCAUGUCCCCCUCAUUUAAAUCCCAUAGAGAACAUUUGGGGAUGGAUGGCAAGGGAAGUUUAUGAAAAUGGCCAUCAGUUCCAGACAGUUGAUGCCCUUCGUGAAGCCAUCUUCAUCACUUGGAGCAAUGUUCCCACUAGCCUCCUGGAAACACUCGCAUCAAGCAUGCACAAACCAAUUUUUGAAGUGAUUAACAAGAACAGUGGAGCUACCCAAUACUGAGUCCUACUGAGAACAUUUUGGGUUCCGGUUUGGAGAGUUUUUUGUUCUUUUUUGAGCAACUUUUGAUCAGCUGAUAAACAGCCUAUUUCAGCUUAAUUGUUGUUUUCAAUAAAUUACUUCUUCAAAGUGCUUUUUUUCUCACUCCCCCUUCUUGCUUUUGCAUAUUGUAGCUCUACUUAAAACCUCAUUAAGAUCCAAAUGUGCAAAAUGCAAAUUCUAGCAAUUUUUCAACUGCUCUUAAGAUUUUGAUCAGGUCUGUGUGUAUGUGGCAUCUUUGUGUGUAACAUGUCUGGACAAUUUCAAUUAUUAUAUUUCAUGGUAAAGUCUACCUUUAUGAAUCAUAGUCAGGCAACAAAUGUUGUAUUUCCGGUGUUUAAGGUAGUUUAAAAUCAUCUUUCGAAUUAUGUUCAUUAAAUAUUGCAGUUAGACACUUUGCUUAAUUAAAAAACUAUAUUUGACGGUUGGUUUUAUUGUGCAUUUCUACAUGUUAUUUCCUGGGCGCGCCAAUAGCACCGAUUCAGCGGCAUGGCGAGCCACUGUUGGUCAGUUGCUAGGUGUUGUCUUGGCCACAUGAUGUCAACAUGUGAACAGCAUGAUGAAGAGGACUGUUUAAAUACCAAUUCUAAUUCAACCAGGACAUUUAGCGGUCCCUUCCUGGAUUGCACACCUUUGUGAAUUUUGCUGCUCAGCAUCUUGCGAGAGAACAGCGAUUGUGCAAAAGGCACUGAAACAUUGAACAGUUGACCAUGUGCGUUCAAAAGUUUAGAGAAGAUGAAACGAAGUUCACCUGUAAAGACUAUAGUGCAUCGUAGCUCCAUCCUGAAAUGUCGCCCAAAUAUUUCUCCCUUUUUGUGAGUCGCGUAUGCUAAGCUAUCUGAACAAAACAUCAUUUUAGCUUUGUGUUGAAAGUGACAAAGCAAAUUAGUGUGUUGUCUAAUAAUACAUCCCAUCAUAAUGAAUUCAUUUUAUUUUGAGAAUAAGGCCAAAAACAGCCCUCGGGGGCCGCUCUUUGGACACCCCUGUUUUUGAAACAUGCUGCCUAGAAGAAAUGUAUUUAUGAAGAGCGUUAUCCUCAUGAAAAUGUCUUUGUUUUGCAUGCAACUAGAUGACAUGACAAAGGAUAGACUGUGGUUUUUGUGUUGUUCUUGCACAGGGACAUUCCAACAGCACUUAAGUCUUUUUAUUAUAGUGAAGUCUAUGCAUGUUGCAGCUGAUAGAUUUCAUUCUGAAUCCACUCUGACAUGAAGCCACGACCAACCCGGGUAACAUUGCUGUCACACAAAAUAUUGAAAUCAUGUUUUGGUGCCAUAUCAUACGCCUCGGGCAUUAUGCCUCCUCACAAGGCAUGACUGAAGAGGGUUUGGGCUUCUUAUAACCGUGUUAUUACGAAAGCAAAGCUUGAUGUAAAACGGAACCGACUCAUUAUAUGGAAGAAUAGAGUGACUAAACCUUUACAUCUUUGGUCAGCUUACAUUCAAUGAUUUUUCUCCGUUGUGAGCAAAUGGCAGUGAGGUUUUGUCGCAAAGUUUCCUGAAAGGCAAAAAGAUAAUGCCUCUCACAUCAUGGCUCGGACAUGUUAAAAGAUGGAUCUUCUUGGAAAGUUGCAUAUGUAAGCCAUCGUUCAAUACAUGAUUAUUUAAGACAUUGCUGUGUUGGUGUUUUCAUUUCUGUUUUAUUUCAA
Messenger RNA from Dunckerocampus dactyliophorus (ringed pipefish), 21102 nucleotides. It is a transcript of the gene cux2b, whose product is annotated as cut-like homeobox 2b. The transcript is spliced from 23 exons. Bases 9513 to 13895 code for a protein of 1460 amino acids. NCBI's taxonomy places the organism in Eukaryota, Metazoa, Chordata, Actinopteri, Syngnathiformes, Syngnathidae. Gene Ontology annotation, biological process: regulation of DNA-templated transcription. Gene Ontology annotation, molecular function: DNA-binding transcription factor activity, RNA polymerase II-specific; DNA binding. The record is from RefSeq and is a predicted model, not a curated record.